Messenger RNA from Kockovaella imperatae, 903 nucleotides. Its product is annotated as Mov34-domain-containing protein. The transcript has 4 exons. Gene Ontology annotation, cellular component: eukaryotic translation initiation factor 3 complex, eIF3m. The record is from RefSeq and is a predicted model, not a curated record. The coding region runs from base 1 to 903 and encodes 300 amino acids. Gene Ontology annotation, molecular function: metallopeptidase activity; translation initiation factor binding; translation initiation factor activity. NCBI's taxonomy places the organism in Eukaryota, Fungi, Basidiomycota, Tremellomycetes, Tremellales, Cuniculitremaceae. Gene Ontology annotation, biological process: translational initiation.
AUGUCGCUCGAUAUCGGAUCCUCAGCGAUCCAUCUGAAUCUUCCUCCGGCGUCGAGCUCUCAAGUUCGCUCUCCAUCCGUCAUCAACAUUCAUCCUUCAGUCCUCGCCUCCAUCCUCACACAUCAUUCUCGGAAGCCGUCUGAGUCGAGUACACCCCGAGUCAUCGGGACGUUGAUGGGAACAAGGUCAGAAUCGGGCGCAGAGGUUGAAGUGAGGACGAGCUUUGCGCUCCCGCACAGCGAGGAUGAGAACCAGAUCGCGUUCGACAUGGAGUUCUUGAUGGAGAUGGUGGAUCUGUUGAACAAGAAUGGAACGAAAGAGGUCAUCGUUGGAUGGUACGCUACCCACUCUGCUCUGAAUGCGUACUCUGCGGUCAUUCAGAACUUCUUUUCUGGCGAGACAGUACCGUAUCCUGCUGUUCACUUGACCAUCGAUACAGACCUUUCGGAGCAAGGCAAAGGCCUGGGCGUCAAGGGUUGGGUGUCGAAUCAACUGGGUCUGACGCCGAAGCCGGAAAGCUGUGUCUUCUUGCCUGUUCCCGUUCAGCUCAAGUACGCAGACUCAGAACGCGCAGCCUUGGAUAUGUUGACCUCGCAACCUACACCGAGUCCAUCUCAACCUCCUCUGCCGACUUUGGCAGCAUCUCUAUCCGAUCUCUCUAAUCUCAUUGACAAUGCCUUGACCUAUGUGAAAUCAGUCAACGCAGGAACGACUCAACCCGAUGCUCAGGUUGGACGAUACUUGCUCGAGGGAGUCGGCCGAUGGGCAGGAUCAGAAGGCGAGGAGGGCGGUGUCAAAGCUGGAUUACAAGAUACAUUGACGGUCGCGUACUUGGCCAACUUGGUCAGAUCUCAAGUCGAGCUCAGCGGACGUUUGACCUUGUUACAGCAAGGUACCAACUAA